GUGACAGCUGUUCGCCUACAAAACAGCAACAAUGAACGUAAUAUAAUUUUCUGAACAGUACACUAUCGUUAGGCAUACGAAAUCAUCCAAAACAAAAUCGCGAACAUCUUCGAAACCAGAAAAUGCCUCGGAGAUGUUCGGUCGUCGGGUGUCAAACCAACAGGGACUAUUACGAGCCCGGCGUUCGAUUCUUCCCCUUUCCCAGAGAAUACGAUCAGGUGAUGCGAGAGCGCUGGAGGCAGUUGAUCGGACGUGGCUGGGAUUGGAAGAUUCCAACACUAGCGGCGGUUUGCCAGAAGCAUUUUGCUCCCUGUGAAAUAAGCUCCGACCGAAGGCUUCCGGAUUCCACGGUGCCAACACUACAGCUGCCGCAAGAUUCGCUAAACUCCGAGGAGAAUGAUGAGUGUUCAGAGACCGACAUUGGCACGAACCAUAAACAAAGGAAACAAACGGCGGAACCACCCGCAGAGAACGUUGAAGGCGACGAAAAGCAGACCCAAGCCGAAUAUUUUGAGGAGGAGGAAGAAAUUCACGAGGAAGUCAUUAUUUCUCAUUGUCGAUUCUGCACGACGGAACUGGAUGUUGAUUCCGGACUUGACAUCUCCAUUGCCAGACACUGCGGGCAAGUUCGUGAUUCGGUGUGGGAGAUGUGUAUGGUUGCUUGUGAAGACACCUCAGUGGAAGAUUGUCUUAUUAAGAUUUGUGAUAGCUGCUGGAAUCAGCUGCAAACGUUCGAAAAUUUUUUAGUUAGCUGCCACGACCAGCAGCACGAGCUUUUUAAAUUCUACGGCGAAAAGCUGAAAACCACAGAGCUUGAAGACGAAUUCGUGGAGGAAAUAAGGGAUGAGUCAAUAGUACCUGAUAAGGCAUAUACAUUUGAACAGGUCAUAGUAUCAGAAGAUCCUACUGAGGACAAUGUGUCGAAGCCAGAUUUGGAAUGUUUUCCAUCUUUGGAGGGACUUUCCAUUGGCGAGAUGAUAGAGGUACUAGAUAAGAUCCCAGCUAGUCAAAAGAAAACUACCAUCAUGCCAGACGAAGAAUGCUGGGACUGUGGUCAAAUAUUUCCAAGCCGAAACCAGAAGAAAGAGCAUCGCAAAAAUUGUGCGUUGAUUGGAAACACAAGAUCGUUGAGGAAUCGAAGCUAUACGUGCGAAAUAUGUAAGAAAGACAUUAAUACUCGAGUUGGCUACCGAGUGCAUCUGUUGAAAAUCCACGGCGAUCAUCCCGUGGGCGACGACUGUCCAGAAGAGUUGAAACGUUUGCAGUCAAAGAAGCGACUGCAGUGCCCCCUUUGUCCGGACCGGUUUCAGCAAGUACAUCAACUGAAAUAUCACAUCAGGACACAUCAGAGCAAAAAACAAACCGGAAAGAUUAGAACCAAAUCGAAGGGAGGAAAUGGUGGAGUGUGUCAGCUGUGUGGGAAAAGCUUCCAGAAUCCGUGUUACAUGGAGACACACAUGAAGUUCCAUUUGAAGGAACGGAAUUUUCCGUGUGAACAGUGCGACAAACGAUUCUACACAAAGCAUGACAUGAAGGAUCACCAGAAGACAAUGCAUGCGGAGCACACACUUCUUUGUGGCUCGUGUGGGAAAUCCUUCGGGACUCGACGAGCCUUCAUCCGGCACUCCAAGAUACACGAUGAGGCUAGCAAUGCCCAUCUGUGUUCAUACUGUCCGAGGAGUUUCCCGACAGCAUGGACACUCAAGUAUCAUGUGAUGAAACACACGGGCGAGAAGCGCCACCGAUGUGAGCUUUGUGGUCACGAGUUCCGCUUCCGGUACAUGCUGACGCAACAUAAAAUCAAAGCACACCAAAUAGAUAUCGAGGGGGUGAAGUUGUACAAACGAAAGCGAAAAAGAUGCACAAAUACCAGAGAGGACGAAGACGAUGAUGGCGAAGAAGAGGAAGAGCUCCAAGUAGAACAGGCGGAUGAUAGCGGUGAAAUCGACCGAUGCCAAGGUAUGAAUACUGGAAGCUUGACGGAGGAAGGUAAUUCCGAAGUUAUUGUAAAGUUCAAUGAGAACGAUGCUACAUGUGUGUUGUAACAAAAUUAGAGACUACAGCACACAAAUAUUUGAGCUCUUUUUUCUGAUGACAACCCAAUCAAAUUCUAAAUCAACGUCUCUGAGCGUUAUGUUCAUGCAAAA
This is a messenger RNA of Toxorhynchites rutilus septentrionalis, 2147 nucleotides long. RefSeq names its product zinc finger protein 569-like. Gene Ontology annotation, molecular function: zinc ion binding; DNA-binding transcription factor activity, RNA polymerase II-specific; RNA polymerase II cis-regulatory region sequence-specific DNA binding. The record is from RefSeq and is a predicted model, not a curated record. Lineage: Eukaryota; Metazoa; Arthropoda; Insecta; Diptera; Culicidae. The transcript has 2 exons. Bases 123 to 2045 code for a protein of 640 amino acids. Gene Ontology annotation, cellular component: nucleus. Gene Ontology annotation, biological process: regulation of transcription by RNA polymerase II.